GUGUCACGGGAAGCAGCCGCGGAGGAGGGAGGGGCGGGGCACUUGAAAGCACCGUCCGACACGUGAGCUUCAUGUGACUCGACGGCACAGCGUGUGCGCGCGCGUGCGUUCGGAGCCGAGUACGUGCCCGCAGUCACAUGACUUGCUCCCCCCCCCCCACACCCCACUUCCACACACACACACGCCCAUUAGGCACUCACGCACACUCCACGGAAGCACCCUCCUGCUCAUAACAGUCCGCACCUUAAACGGCGACAACACACUUUGGAGUCCGGGCUGCUCUCUGGGGAACUUUUAUUUUUCGCGCGUGAUUUUUUUUCCCCACUCUCUCACUGCAAAAAGUGCAACAACUCCCACACUUGGAUCGUGUUUUUUUUUCUUGAAGUAUUUACUUUGAGUUGUAAGAAGUUUUUUGCAGCCAACAUGGAAGGGAUUACGAGGGCGCAACCGCCGCCAUGUGCGUCAAAACACUCCUCACUGGAUAUGACUGACAUGCAAGGAAUGGAUUUUCCGAUUUAUGUGUAUAAAUCCAGGAGAGGCAUGAAGCGCGUGGACGAGAACAAGGACACGUACAAGCUGCCGCAUCGAUUAAUCGAGAAAAAAAGGCGGGACAGGAUCAAUGAAUGCAUUGCCCAACUGAAGGAUUUGCUGCCGGAGCACCUUAAGCUUACAACGCUGGGUCAUUUGGAGAAAGCGGUGGUGCUGGAGCUCACGCUCAAACACGUCAAAGCCUUGAGUGGCCUGCUGGAGCAGCAGCAGAAGAAGAUCGCGGAGCUGCAGAACGACCUGCGGAUAACUGACCAUGGCGGUGACGGCCCGGAGAUCAGCGAGCAGAUGUUCCGCUCAGGAUUCCACCUGUGCGCCAAGGAGGUCCUCCACUACCUGGCGUGCCAAGACGCCAGUCGGGACCUGGCGCCGUCCAACGUCAUCAGCCACAUCCACAAGGUCGCUUCCGAGGUCCUCCAGCAGCGAAGCGACGCCGCCCCCCAGAGCUCGGAGAAACCGACGCAACGUGCCGACCAGGCCCCGAGAUCCGCCGAGGGCGCGGCCAGGAACUGUGUCCCCGUCAUCCGAAGGACUUACCCCAGUGGGACGGGGGAGCAGAGCGGCAGCGACACGGACACCGACAGCGGCUACGGGGGCGAACACGACAAGCGCGACGCCAAAGCGCGGUGGUCGGACAGCCGCAGGAAGGACGGGGAAGCGAAACGGACAGUCGACGGCGUCAAGAACGAGGGGGAGGAGCCCGGCGCCAAAAGGUUGAGGUUUGACUCCGAAGACGCCCCGACGUCCGGCGGCGGCCCCGGCAGCUACGUGACUUUCUCGCCCAAUCAGCAGCGGCCGCUCUGCCUCCCCUUCUACCUCCUCCCUCCCGCCGCCGCCGCGUACCUGCCCUUGCUGGAGAAGUGCUGGUACCCGGCGGGCAUGCCGGCCGUCUACCCCGGCGUGGCAGACGCGCUGACCAUGGACGCUCCUGUCCUCCACAAAGCUUUCAAACAGCACACCCCGCCUUUAACCUCGGACGCCAAAGAGUAGCAGACCUCCUGCGUUGGCGUGAUGGACACGAAAGUCGUAGAAGAAGACAAACUGUCACUGGCUGUGCUCAGAUGGCGCUCUGGAACACUGUGGAACCGUGGCGACGAGUGUGCUUAAAGGAUUUACUUCUGGUUUUUGGACCACUUUUGUGUUGAAUGUUAACCCAGAAUGUAAGGGACAUAGAAGCCCCGCCCCCAUCCUACAAAAAAAACCUUUAGAGUAGGGAUGUUCCGAUGCUGCCGAUCACGAUACCGACCAUCCAUGACUAAGAUACCAACACCGAUCACAUAUAUCAACUGUACAUUUUUCCAUUAUAUCGAGUGCUAUUGACAGUUUUAACAAUAUCAACCAAAUAUUUCAACUGGUUCCUUAUUCUCUUUUAUUACAUACAAUUGUCAAUAGAACUAGAUAACUAAACAAUAACGAAAAACUACUAUCUGCUAUUCAUUUAAACCAGGGGUGUCAAACUCAUUUUAGAUCGGGUGCCACAUGGAGAAAAAUCUACUCCCAAGUGGGCCGGACUGGUAAAAAUCACGGCACCAUAACUUAAAAAUAAAGACAACUUCAGAUCUUUGUUUAAAAAUAGAACAAGCACAUUCUGAAAAUGUACAAAUCAUAAUGUUGUUGUUGUUUUUUUACACUUACCGUACAUGUUGCGGUUAAUAGUAUUAAAUCUUUAUAUGUCGUUAUUUAUAUUUUCUGAAUAAAUUAUUGUUCAUCACAAGAUAAAUGACAGGAUGUUAUUUAUGUAGUUUGAUCAUUUUCCUCGACCGAUGUACUAACAUCACGUGGUUUAUUUUGCACAUACCGUAUUUUUCGGGCGCUCCGGAGUAUAAGUCGCACAGGCCGAAAAUGCAUAAUAAAGAAGGAAAAAAACAUAUAUAAGUCGCACUGGAGUAUGUCGCAUUUUUUGAGGAAAUUUAUUUGAUAAAACCCAACACCAAGAAUAGACAUUUGAAAGGCAAUUUAAAAUAAAUAAAGAAUAGUGAACAACAGGCUGAAUAAGUGUACGUUAUAUGAGGCAUAAAUAACCAACUGAGAACGUGCCUGGUAUGUUAACGUAACAUAUUAUGGUAAGAGUCAUUCAAAUAACUAUAACAUAUAGAACAUGCUAUACGUUUACCAAACAAUCUGUCACUCCUGAUCGCUAAAUCCCAUGAAAUCUUAUACGUCUAGUCUCUUACGUGAAUGAGCUAAAUAAGAUUAUUUGCUAUUUUACAGUAAUGUGUUAAUAAUUUCACACAUAAGUCGCUCCAAACUAUGCCAAACUAUGAAAAAAACUGCGACUUAUAGUCCGAAAAAUACGGUAUGUAGCAUCGUCUACAGAGAUAUAAAGAAUUGCUAUUGCGACAUCCAGUGGACACAUUUAGAACAGCAGUUUCUUUCAUUCAAAAAUUUCAGUUUGAUUUUUAAACUUAGCAAACUCGUCCCCACGGGCCUGAUCGGGCCGUACGUUUGACACCCCUGCUUUAAAACCCUUUGGGGUUUUGGCCUCAAAGUCCACCUGUGUCCAGGGAAUUAUUCCCCCCCCAGUUUGUAAACGUUAGCAUGAGCUUGUGGUUUCGAGUUAGCGUUUAGCUUAGCGGUUAGCAUGCCUGCUGUUGGCUUUCUCUCAAGUGUGAAACAUGGGGAACUUAAUGAUAGCUCAAAGUCCACCUUUGUCCAUGGAAUUAUUUCCCCCAGUUUGUAAACAUUAGCAUUAGCUUGUUGUUUUGAGUUAGCUUAGCGGUUAGCUUAGCAGUUAGCUUAGCGGUUAGCAUGCCUUCUGUUGGCUUUCUCUCAAGUGUGAAACAUGGGGAGCUAAUGAUAGCUCAAAGUCCACCUUUGUCCAGGGAAUUAUUCCCCCCAGUUUGUAAACAUUAGCAUUAGCUUGUUGUUUCGAGUUAGCUUCGCAGUUAGCUUAGCAGUUAGCUUAGCGGUUAGCUUAGCAGUUAGCUUAGCGGUUAGCAUGCCUGCUGUUGGCUUUCUCUCAAGUGUGAAACAUGGGGAACUUAAUGAUAGCUCAAAGUCCACCUUUGUCCAUGGAAUUAUUUCCCCCAGUUUGUAAACAUUAGCAUUAGCUUGUUGUUUUGAGUUAGCUUAGCGGUUAGCUUAGCAGUUAGCUUAGCGGUUAGCAUGCCUGCUGUUGGCUUUGUCUCAAGUGUGAAACAUGGGGAACUUAAUGAUAGCUCAAAGUCCACCUUUGUCCAGGGAAUUAUUCCCCCCAGUUUGUAAACAUUAGCAUUAGCUUGUUGUUUCGAGUUAGCUUAGCGGUUAGCUUAGCGGUUAGCAUGCCUGCUCUUGGCUUUCUCUCAGUGUGAAACAUGGGUAGAUUAAUAAUAGCUCAAAGUCCUCCUGUGUCAGGGAAUUAUUAUAUUAUUAUAUUCCCCCAGUUUGUAAACAUUAGCAUUAGCUUGUUGUUUCUAGUUAGCUUAGCGGUUAGCUUAGCAGUUAGCUUAGCGGUUAGCAUGCCUGCUCUUGGCUUUCCCUCGGUGUGAAACAUGUUGAGCUUAAUGAUAAAUUAUAACAAUACUUAAAAAUGUAGUGUAUUUGCCGUAAUGGAGGUGGUUAUUAUUAUUAUUAUUGUUAUUGUAUGGCCACACAUAAUUUACUGCUAGUCAGCCAGAGAGGAUCGGUGUUGGUAAUUCGGCAUUAAAAGGCCUACUUUUUUCCACGGAAAUGGUCCCGAUGUAUCGGCACGUCCCUACUACGGAUGUAUUUGCACACAUGAAUGUAAGGAGUACACAGAAAGGCUGUAGAUACCGCUUGUAUAGAUCUACUGAUUUGUGUCCGAGCACACACACACACACAAUAUAUCUCCACUCACCAGGCGGCCGAAGAUCUUGGGGAUCGACCCGUGUAGGCGAAGACUUCAGGGCGUGUUUGAUGAUCAGAACUUGUUUUUUUUUCAACAUUUGUGUUUCUACUACUCGUACAUCUCUAUUUUUGAUACGUGACCUAAUGAGUGUAUUUGCGGUGGCGGUUGUAGCCAUGUGCUGUAUGCCAGGAGUGUACAAAGCUUUUUGUUGUUGUUGUUUUCCACCCGUAUCGCAGCUACCCUCAAUUUCCAGUCUGAUAUCAGCUCAUGAUGCCUUUUGACUCAUUUAGUGCGCACACUGAGGAUUGUUAACGUGUUUGCUUUACAUGUGGCAAAGAGAGUGAAUGUAAACAAAAUAGUUUUAUAUGUAGAGAGGUACUUGGGGAUGAUGUUUUCAUGUCCGCAUUUUGUAAAAUGUUAUUAAAGUAUUAAUAAAGCAGUUUUUUGUUUU
Messenger RNA from Nerophis lumbriciformis (worm pipefish), 4784 nucleotides. RefSeq names its product basic helix-loop-helix family, member e40 (gene bhlhe40). Gene Ontology annotation, molecular function: DNA binding; protein dimerization activity. Gene Ontology annotation, biological process: regulation of DNA-templated transcription. Lineage: Eukaryota; Metazoa; Chordata; Actinopteri; Syngnathiformes; Syngnathidae. The record is from RefSeq and is a predicted model, not a curated record.